Molecule: messenger RNA, 1320 nt
Organism: Cercospora beticola
Lineage: Eukaryota; Fungi; Ascomycota; Dothideomycetes; Mycosphaerellales; Mycosphaerellaceae
Biological process (GO): adenylate cyclase-activating G protein-coupled receptor signaling pathway
Cellular component (GO): plasma membrane
Molecular function (GO): G protein-coupled receptor activity
Source: RefSeq, a predicted model, not a curated record
AUGGACGAUGGCAUCAGUUCCUCUCCGCCCCAUGGCAUGAUAAAGUCGCCGACAACACUCGACCACCUGCCAUCGAAUCUACAGAAUGGACUUAUCGCAGUGUCGUGCCUGGGCAUCUUGUCGCUCGUCUGCUCGGCGGCACUCUGCUUCCAUUUCCUCUACCGAUUCUUCUUCUGGAGCAAAGGUCCUCAAGUCCGAGCGAAUCAGUUCGUCGUGCUGAUAUUCAACUUGAUUCUCGCCGACAUUCAGCAAUCCGUCGCAUUCAUGAUGAAUAUUCGAUGGGUCACCUUACGCAGCAUAGUGAGCGGAAGCCCCGAAUGCUGGGCUCAAGGCUGGUUCGUAAGCACAGGCGAUCUAUCGAGCGGCAUCUUCACUCUUGCCAUUGCGGUGCACUCCCUCGCCGAUAUCGUUUUCGACUACCGAGUGUCAAAACAGGCCUUCAGGUUGAUCCUGGUGGCCCUCUGGACUUUCAACUACGCUUGCGCUGGAAUCGGCCUCGCACUGCACCCUAAGGAUCUGUAUACGCGAGCGGGAGCCUGGUGCUGGAUCAGCUUCCGAUACCUCAACGAACGCUUCUGGCUGCACUAUCUAUGGAUCAUCAUGGCCGAGUUCCUUACCGUGGUCAUCUACCUGCUCAUCUUCAUCAUCCUCUGCUUUCGCGUGAAGAGCUCAUACUAUAUCACCUCGACCGUUCAACAACGAGCUCAAUCCGCGGCGAAACUCAUUAUCGCUUACCCGACCAUUUACGUCGUCUGCACUCUACCCCUCGUCAUCGCGCGACUCAAGACCAUGGCCGGAGUUUACGUCAGCUACACCGAAUUCUGCGUCGCAGCAGCAAUGAUCACAAGUUGUGGUUGGCUCGACACGCUUCUCUACAGCCUCACCCGCCACAACGUCAUCUUCGGAUCUGAAAUCGCAAAUGACCGCGUCCGAGCACUCGACACAUUUCCCGCUUCUACCUCCUCCAACUGGCGCGCCGACCGCAUGUUCGGCACUUCAACCACCAUCGAGGCCACGAAAAAGUCAAGAAACAAAUUUCGACCACCCAGAGCUGCCUUUGAUGAAAUUCCUGACUAUGGAGGUCUGCUGGAGAAGGGUUCAGGGGAUCAACAUCGGCCAAUGAGUGUCAAAGCCGAGACGACAGUACGAAUAGACAUUGAGCAACUGGACUUGGGGCAGAUGGAGAUGCUACGGGCUGAGAUGGAUGCUAUUAUGGCUGACAAAGGAGAGGGCGGGAACCCGGAUUGCAUCAAAAGGAAGCUGAGCUUUGAUAGUACGAGUAUUCUAAAUGGAGAGAAGGGUGAAGAGAAGGCGCCGUGA